UGGAAAAAUGGCUGACAAAAAAGAUGAAGAGAAGAAAGAAGACGAUGAGCGUAUUGAGUUCCUUUAUAAAUAUUUGGUGCUUUCAAGAAAAAUUAAACUCGACAAAUGGAUAAAGAUGAUAACAAACGAGGAAUACAAGGAGACGAUUAUGAAAUUCUUCGAUACACCAUCGGAAAUGAUUUUAAUAAUACAAGUAAACUUAGUCGGUAUGUUAGUGCCGUUUCUCGAGAUACCAGCGACAGGUCAGAUAAAGACAACGUAUUUUAUAAAAAAGAAUCCUGUUGAGAUCACAAAAGAAAAUUACAGGAGCAUCAUUAUACCCGGAGACAUGGCUUCGAAACCUAUCGAAGAACUAUCCGUCUUGGUUGAAGAGGCUUAUGUACCGAUAUUGUCGAAUCCGAAGAAUCACAAAGGUUGGCCUCGUGUUAUCGGUGAGGACAUGAAAAAACACGUUUACGAUCUUCGCAACUUGAUAUGCCAGGUCAAAGGUAAGAUGAUAGGACAAACUUUAUUACCAAUGCCAAUGGGUAUCGAGCAGAUAUUUGAAGCGGAAUGGAAAGCGCAGCAGAGUGAAGGUGUCGAAGUCGAUCUUCCUUUAAAAGCCAAUAUAGAAAUUAUCGUAACCAAAUGGUGCUCGCAAAUCGGUGAUACGCUAAACGAAGAAAGCCCAAGAAAUGAUAAACAUUUAUUACCAAGCGCGGAAAUCGAUUUCUGGUGUCAACGACUUGUAAACGUCGAAUCUAUUCAUAGUCAAAUGAAGGAUCUACGAGUGAAAAAGAUGGCAUCUAUUCUAGAAUUAACUAAGAGCCCCUAUUCGCCGCGUUUCAAGGCUCUGUUGAAGGACGUUAUCGGUGCGGUAAUCGAAGCACGCGAUGUAUGCGCCUACUUAAAAGCAUUGGAACCUCACUUCGAAGAUAUACAAAAUACCGAAUUUAAAGAUGUACAGCAGAAAUUGAAACCACUGCUGCAUUGUAUAUGCCUGAUAUGGUCACAUUCAAAAUAUUAUUGUAUUCCAACGCGAAUAGUUACGCUAUUAUCCGAAAUAUCUAAUCUGCUAAUUACCGAGGCUACCAAAUACUUGGAUCAGAGUACUUUAUUCACUGGCGAUAUUGACGAUAGUCUAAAACGUUUAAUGCAUGUGAUAAACAUUUUAACUUAUUAUACAGAAAUGUAUGAAAUAUUUCGAAGUAAAUUGGAUAAUUACUUUAAAUAUUCGACCGAAUUAAUUCCAUGGAAUUUUGAUGAUGAAUUGGUGCUUGGAAGAAUAAUAAAUUUUCAAAAACGUUUGGAAGAAAUCAAAAUGUUAUUUAAAACAGCUCAAGAAUAUUUUAAACUAGAAAAGAUGGAAUUAGCGAGUUUAAGAAAGAAAACGUUAUGUUCUAAAAUAUAUGACAUUCAUGAAAAAUUUAUUAAACUCUACAAUGAAUUUGCCGAAUUAGAAUAUGAUAUUUUGAUGCCAGAAGAAAUACAAUUCACAGAUCAUGUUAUUUCUUUUUUAGCAAAAGUGGAAGAGUUUGACAGACAGCUAGCAAAUAUAUUCGAUCAAGCAUUUUCUGAAUGUCAUAAUACUGAAAUCAUGUUUAAGAUAAUAUGGAUUCUAGGCUCGAUGGCCAACAGGCCAAUCAUUAUGGCACAAUUAUGGCACAAUUACGAAAGAUUGCUUCAAAGAAUUCAUGACCAUUUUGAUGACAUUAAAGUCAUAUUUGAUAGCAUCUUCGAAAAUUACAAGGAGGACGAAUGGAUUGAAACCGAUCAGUAUUUCCCGCAUGUCGCUGGUGCAUUAUGUAUAUUGACGCAGUUGCGACAACGAAUAGACUAUCCGAUGCAAUGUAUGAAAUUAAUCGAUCAUCCUUUGAUAAAUCUUAGAAAAGCACGUGAAACUAAACCAAAAUACGAUCAAAUGCAGUCACUCAUGGACGCGAUGGAGCACAAAAUAUUCACGAAUUGGGCCAACAAGAUAGUCGAUACAAGCGACUUUCAUUUAUCGAAAAGCUUAUUAAUAGUACACGAGAAUAAGCUACUCGAUUUAAACUUUGAUCCGGAACUAACUGCUCUACUGCGAGAAAUUCGCUAUAUGAUCACUAUGAAGAGGACAGAUUUACCCGAGGAAGCGAUCCAAUUAUAUUAUAGAUCGCAAUAUUUUUUUGAGAGUACCUACAAUCUCAAUUUACUCAUACAAUGGUACAAUUGGAUAAGAAAUUACAGUUUGCCUGUGGAGUUUGAAUUAUUGGAGCACGAAAUUGAAAACGUGGACAAAUUAAUUGACACUGGCCAGAAAAAUUAUAAUUGGAAUUCCCCAGAAGUGCCAGAGUACAUAAGUAAUUUGCUGGAUCUAAUACGAAAGUUACAUUUGCGGAUCUUUUAUGCUCAAGAAAACAUCAACAUGUUGUUGCGAAUGAUUUACACAUGGGCGAUGUCGCCGAUAUUAGAGCGCAAGGAUUUUAAAGAUGAGAAUUUGCUCGCUGUGGGUGAACGUAACGAGAAUUUCCAAAAGAGAUAUGACCAGAUCAAGCAAGCCAGUACAGAACUAAAUCGAAUCUUGGAUGAAAAUUAUAAACUUUUCUUCAAUUUACUGCCCGAUUCAGCGUACGAGAAAGAUGAAAUUGAAUUGAUCACAGACAUGCAAAUAGAUGCGAAAAAACAAGAAUUUGAAGAACUUGAAGAAUUUGGAGAAUUCGAAGAAAGAACAGAUGUAGAGGAAUUGCGGACUUUACCGAGCGGAUUGAGAAUGGAUGAAGAGAAAGAAAGAAUAAUUGUGCGCGAUGCUGUGGAACAAAAAGUCGGCAAAGAGGAACGAAUGAAAGCAGUAGCUGAAAUAACACUAACAAACGAGGAAAUCGCUCAGAAUAUGCCCAAAUGGAAGCCUUAUCUCGUUUACGUCGACAAUUUGAUAUCGAAAGCCUUAAUCCAAGCUGCUUCUACUAGCAUAUGCUAUCUGCUCGAUGAAACCGAUCCGGAAAGUAACGUAUCACCUCUUUUCGAGAUUCACCUGUCGCUCGAGAUACCCCAUAUUGUCUUUCGUCCUGGGGUAGAUCUGGAUGAUCCUGAGAGUUUCUAUACAUUUUACGAGGGUUUGCUGCUUGACAUUAUGAGAAUGGGAACUUUGAUACCACGCGUAGAUCCUAACAUUGCAACGGAACGGGAGCAUUAUGGAACUGAUUUAGCAGAAGAAGAAAAUAUCGUUUUCAUGCUCGAAGAAACGUGUAAUCGAAUCAAGUUAGGUUUGGUGCAAGCACAGGAAUAUAUCAUUAUUUUUGAACCAUUUUCCUGGUUAUGGCUUGACGAUAGACAACAAUAUUUAAACUUGUUUUUACGUUUUGGUCGCGCACUCACGGACGAAGAAAAAAAUAUAGUAAUGCAAGAGAAUUUAUCGGAAUAUUUAAAAGAGAAAAAGCCAGGAUUGGCUGAUUUCAAAAGAGAAAUUGACUACUUUAUGGAACUUUAUAAAAAAUGCGACGAGUUUGAGAAUGAAAAAGUUUUCUUACGUUGGCUGCAGCUAGAUCUAAGAGCCUUCAAACAAGCUUUACUGAACACAAUCUGCAAGUGGACUAAUUUAUUCAAGACACAUCUGACUGAUCACGUCAACAACGAACUCAGAAAUCUUAGCGAAUUCUUGACAAAAGCUUUAAAGAAAUUUACUCAGCCAAUCGCACCAGAUGAUUAUGAGGACUUGUUGAACACUAUAUAUUAUUUAAAGGAGGUACGAGAUCGACAAUACCAAAUUGACGAUAUGUGGGAACCUAUCAAGGCGACUAUAGAUCUUCUUAAACAAUACCAAGUGAAAUUCAGUGAAGAAACUUAUAACUGGUUGACAGAAUUACCGGAGCAAUGGGCAACGGUCAAAAAAUGGGCAGCGCAAGUGAAACAGCUUGUGAAUCCUUUGAUGGCAUAUCAAAUUGACUUAUUGAAGAAACGUCUCAAUUAUUAUGAUUUUAGACAACAGCAGUGUCUAGCGCGUUUUCGCGAGAACAUCGUGUUCAAUUUCGACUGUACGAAUGUGUAUGAGAAAUUGGACAAGAUAAAUGAAGAAAUUCUACGAUUCGAAGAGGAAUUAAAAACAUUACAUGAUCAAACGAAUAUAUUUGAACAACAGAUGGCAGAAUUUAAACAAAUCAAGUUUGCUAGAAGAGACUUAAAGCUUCUGAAGAAUCUUUGGGAUUAUGUUAAUAUUAUUACGUCGAAUCUAGACGAAUGGAAGACAACAUUUUGGAAAAAAAUAGAUGUUGAAGGAAUGGAACAAGAGUGUAAAAAAUUUAUUCGAGAGUUGAGACAAAAUAUGAUAACAUCAUUACGAGCAGUUUUAGAAUUACAAAAUCCUGCCAUCAAGGACAGACAUUGGCAAGAACUUAUGAUUAAAACCCGGGUGAAAUUUACUAUGGAUGAUAAAACUACUUUAGAAGAUUUAUUGAAAUUAGAGCUUCACAAAUUUGAGAAGGAAGUUAAGGAUAUGGUAGAUAAGGCAGUUAAAGAAAUGAGCAUGGAGAAAGUCUUAAAAGAGUUGCACAACACAUGGGAUACUCUUGAGUUUGGUAAAGAGACACAUGAACGCACUAAACUUAGCGUCUUAAAUAUAAGCGAAGAAGCAAUUGAGAUGUUGGAAGAAAAUCAAGUACAAUUGCAAAACAUGUUGGAGUCAAAAUAUGUUGCCUAUUUCCUCGAUGAAGUGACAAAUUGGCAACAAAAGCUUAACAAUGCCGAUGCCACGAUCAAUGCCUGGUUUCGAGUCCAACGAGCUUGGAUGCACCUCGAGAGCAUUUUCAUUGGAUCAGAAGACAUAAGAAGUCAAUUGCCGGAAGAAACGAAACGUUUCGAGAAGAUAGACAAGGAUUUUAAAGAUUUAUUGAAAGAAAUGGUGAGCAAUCUAAAUAUAAUAAAAUCAACGAAUAAACCGAAGCUUUUGGAUCGGCUCGAGCAAUUGGAGAUACAAUUAAAUAUUUGCGAGAAAGCUCUGUCUGAUUACCUAGAGACAAAAAGACUAGCUUACCCACGUUUUUAUUUCAUCUCGUCUGCAGAUCUAUUAGACAUAUUAAGCAAUGGAAACAAUCCCGAAUUAGUAUGCAAGCAUUUGUCCAAAUUAUAUGAUUCGUUGGCAAAGCUCCAGUGGAAAAUUGAAGAAGGAAAACCGACGAAACACGCUAAUAGGAUGAUAGCAAAGGACGGAGAGGAAAUGGCUCUGUAUGGAACAUGUGACUGCACAGGAAAGGUUGAAAUUUGGUUAAAUCGCGUCACAGAGGCGAUGAGAAAAAGCGUCAGACAUCGUUUCAGUCAGGCUGUCACAACGUACGAGGAGAAGCCUCGCGAACUUUGGAUUCUAGAUUACGAAGCACAGCCAACUCUAUGCGGCACGCAAAUCUGGUGGACCAGUGAAGUAAAUAUGGCAUUCGCGAGACUCGAAGAGGGAUUCGAGAACGCGCUUAAGGAUUAUCAGAAAAAACAGAUCAGCCAACUAAACAAUUUGAUCACAAUCUUGCGCGGCGAGUUAAAAGAGAACGACCGCCAAAAGAUCAUGACUAUCUGUACCAUCGAUGUGCAUGCGCGUGACGUUGUCGGAAAAUUAAUAUCUAUUAAAGCAGAGAACUCUUAUAAUUUUAUAUGGCAAUCGCAAUUAAAACACAGGUGGGACGACAAAUCAGGAGAUUGCUUCGCCAACAUUUGCGACGCAUGUUUCAUAUACGCUUACGAGUACCUGGGUAACGUGCCACGGUUGGUAAUUACGCCGUUGACGGACAGAUGCUACAUUACGUUGACGCAAUCGUUGCAUCUGAUAAUGGGCGGAGCACCGGCUGGGCCUGCAGGGACGGGGAAAACCGAGACGACCAAGGACCUCGGUAGAGCUCUUGGACAAAUGGUUUAUGUCUUCAACUGUUCCGAACAAAUGGAUUAUAAAUCAUGCGGUAACAUAUACAAAGGAUUAGCACAAACUGGAGCGUGGGGUUGCUUCGACGAAUUCAAUAGGAUUUCUGUCGAGGUAUUGUCGGUCGUGGCUGUGCAAGUGAAAUGUGUUCUAGACGGAAUCAAAAGCCGGAAAAAGAAGUUCUUAUUCUUUGGAGUAGAACUUAAUAUCGUGGAUACAGUUGGCAUAUUCAUAACGAUGAAUCCUGGUUAUGCUGGUAGAACAGAAUUACCCGAAAACUUGAAAACAUUAUUUCGGCCCUGCGCUAUGGUGGUGCCCGAUUUUGAACUAAUUUGUGAGAUUAUGUUAGUGGCCGAGGGCUUCCAAGAAGCGAGAAUACUGGCGAGGAAGUUUAUUACCCUAUACAUGUUAUGUCGAGAGCUUUUAUCCAAGCAAGAUCACUACGACUGGGGUUUGAGAGCCAUCAAGUCCGUUUUAGUCGUCGCUGGAAAGCUGAAACGUGAUGAUAGGCGAAGGCCGGAGGACCAAGUGCUAAUGAGAGCGCUAAGGGAUUUUAAUAUGCCAAAAAUCGUGACUGACGAUGUGCCCGUGUUCAUGGGAUUAAUAGGAGAUUUAUUCCCCGCAUUGGAUGUACCGCGAAAGAGAGAUUUAGAUUUCGAAAUAAUAAUUAAAGCUGCGGCUCUUGACUUAAAGUUGCAACCAGACGACGGGUUUAUUCUCAAGGUGGUACAAUUGGAAGAGUUGUUUCACGUUCGACAUUCAGUCUUUAUCGUUGGCCUCGCCGGGACUGGUAAGACCGAAGUCUGGAAAACGCUUAAUCGAACGUACUCAAAGCAAAAGCGCAAACCGCACUACAACGAUUUGAACCCAAAGGCGGUGACCAACGACGAGUUAUUUGGUGUCAUUAAUCCGGCAACGAGGGAAUGGAAAGACGGGUUGUUCUCCAUGAUAAUGAGGGAGCAAGCCAACAUGGCCGGCGAUGAUCCAAAGUGGAUCAUAUUCGACGGUGACAUCGACCCGAUGUGGAUCGAAUCCCUGAAUACCGUGAUGGACGAUAACAAGGUUCUAACAUUAGCGAGUAAUGAAAGAAUCGCAUUAACCAAACACAUGCGUCUUCUCUUCGAAAUCUCAAAUUUAAGGACAGCUACGCCUGCAACAGUGUCUAGAGCAGGAAUUUUAUAUAUCAAUCCACAAGAUUUAGGUUGGAGCCCAUUUAUAACAAGUUGGAUAGAAAUGAGAGAUCCUUCGGAACGAGCUAACUUGUCGAUUCUCUUCGAGAAAUACAUUCCACCCCUGCUGGAAGUAACAAAAUCAAAAUUCAAGAAGAUCACUCCUUUACCAGAAAUAUGUCACUUACAAAUGCUUUGUCACUUACUCGAUUGCUUUCUAACUAAAGAAAACGUACCACUGGACUGCCCAAAGGAAUGGUAUGAAUUAUAUUUUGCGUUCGCCUGCAUUUGGGCGUUUGGUUCAGCAAUGUUUCAAGAUCAGUUGAUUGAUUGGCGGAAUGAAUUUAGCAAAUGGUGGCAAAAUGAAUUUAAAACUAUCAAAUUUCCAUCAAGUGGAACUGUAUUUAAUUACUUUAUAGAACCAGAAACGAAAAAAUUAAUACCUUGGACAGAAAAAGUUGUCUCGUUUGAAUUGGAUGCAGAUAUUCCACUUCAGUCCGUUUUGGUACCAACUGGAGAAACAAUACGCUUCCGUUUUUUCAUGGAUUUAUUGAUAAAGAAGCGCGUUCCGAUCAUGUUAAUUGGUGGAGCAGGCUCCGGAAAAAGUGUCAUUGUAGCCGAAAAAUUGGCAGCUUUGCCAGAUAAUUAUAACAUUGCAAAUGUUCCCUUUAAUUUCUAUACUACAUCAGAUAUGUUGCAAAAAGUACUUGAGAAACAUUUGGAGAAGAAAGCGGGACGUAAUUACAGUCCACCGGGAACAAAACUUUUGGUGUAUUUCAUAGACGACAUGAAUAUGCCGGAAGUGGACACUUAUGGAACUGUACAACCUCAUACUUUGCUUAGACAACAUAUGGAUUAUAAUCACUGGUACGAUAGAACAAAAUUAACUUUGAAGGAGAUUCAUAAUACGCAGUAUGUAUCUUGCAUGAAUCCUACUGCAGGCAGUUUCGUCAUAGAUCCACGCUUACAAAGACACUUUGCCGUGUUCGCAGUUAGUUUUCCGCAAAAAGAGGCGCUCAUAAUGAUAUACAGUCAGAUCCUUAAGCAACAUGUGAUUGAUCCACAGCAAAAGUUUGAUCAAGCGGUGCAAACAUUCAUAGAUCCUUUGAUAGAAGCCGCGUUAUAUCUUCAUGAUAAAAUCGCCACGACUUUUCUACCGACGGUCAUCAAGUUUCAUUAUGUUUUCAAUUUACGCGAUUUAACCAAUAUAUUCCAGGGGAUGCUCUUUGCCCGUGGCGACGUUUUACCACUUCCGAGUCACGUAAUCAGGCUUUAUGCUCAUGAAGCGAUGCGAGUGUAUCGUGACAAAUUGAUAAACUUCGAAGACCAGAAAGUAUUCGAUCAACUACUGCUCAAAGCGCUUCGCAAAAAUAUACCCGAGUUGAACAAAAAUGAAAUUAGUUUGGAGCAGCCGUUGAUAUACUGCCAUUUCGUAGAAGGAAUUGGCGAACCCAAAUACGCGCCUGUCAAAAAUUGGACGCAGUUUGUAAAAUUACUCGACGAAGCUUUGCUCAAUUAUAAUGAACUGGUGUCAGCGAUGAAUCUAGUAUUAUUCGAAGAUGCUAUAUAUCAUGUGUGUCGCAUCAACAGAAUUUUGGAGGCACCGAGAGGCAAUGCGCUUCUAGUAGGUGUAGGUGGUAGCGGCAAACAAUCUUUAUCGCGUUUGGCUUCUUUCGUUUCCUUAUUGGAGGUGUUUCAAAUACAAUUACGUAAAGAUUACUCCUUAAACGAACUGAAAGCUGACUUAGCCAUGUUGUAUCUGAAGGCCGGGGUGAAGGGAAUCGGUACUACUUUUUUAUUGAGUGAUUCUCAAAUUGCGGAAGAAAAAUUCUUGAUUGUGGUGAAUGAUAUGUUAGCGACGGGGGAAAUCAUGGAACUGUUUGCCGAUGACGAAGUGGACAAUAUCAUCAACGCCGUACGCAAUGAGGUUAAGCAAACUGGAUUAAUUGACACUAGAGAGAAUUGUUGGAAAUUUUUUAUCAACCGCGUACGAAGACAAUUGAAGUGUGUUCUGUGCUUUUCACCGGUAGGAGCAACCCUUCGGAAAAGGGCCAGGAAAUUUCCUGCAAUAGUAAAUUGUGCUGCGAUCGACUGGUUUCAAGACUGGCCGCAGAAAGCGUUAGAAUCCGUGUCGACAACGUUUUUAAAGGAGUUAAAAGAAUUACCGAUCGAAUAUCGAACUUCCGUGUCGCUGUUCAUGUCUUUCGUUCAUACGAGCGUUAACGAUAUAUCCGCAAUAUAUUUGCAAAAUGAAAGAAGAUACAAUUAUACGACACCCAAGUCAUUCCUUGAGCAGAUUUUCUUAUAUUCCAAGUUGUUAACAGAAAAAACACAUGAUCUGGAAGCAAUGAUCACGCGUCUCACCGAUGGAUUGGUGAAACUCGAAUCCUGCGCGAUUGAGGCUGACAAAUUAAAGAUCAUUUUGACGGCUCAAGAGAUUGAGUUGAAGGAAAAGAAUAAGAUACUUGAUAAAAUAUUGCUCGAAGUACGUGCGGAAAAUGUAAAAACGGAGGCAGAAAAAGCUAUCGUGACCGAGGAAGAGGCAAAAGUGCAGGAAAUCAAGGAGAUGGUAUCAAAAAAACAAAUACGUUGCGAUGAAGACGUGGCCCAAGCGGAGCCAGCGGUGAGGCAGGCCGAAGCUGCGCUCGAUACUUUAAACAAGAAUAACUUGACCGAAAUGAAAUCUUUCGGAUCUCCGCCGGAUGCCGUGCUUAUGGUCGCCCAGGCCGUGCUCGUUUUAUUUUCACCAAGAGAAAGGAUUCCGAAAGAUAGAACUUGGAAGGCUUGCAGAGUGAUAAUGGGGUCUAUUGAUGGAUUUCUGUCAGAGUUACGUAAUUAUGAUAAAGAGAAUAUACCACCGGAAGUUGUAAACGCAAUUCAGCCGUACAUCACUAAUAAAGAAUUUGAUCCGGACUUUGUAUAUUCAAAGUCGCAAGCGGCAGCGGGACUUUGUAGCUGGGUGAAAAAUAUUAUGGUGUUUCAUUAUAUCAACGAGAAUGUAAAACCUUUGAGAGCAGCGCUUGCUGAGGCAAACGCCGAAUUGAAGGCUGCUAUGGACAACUUGAAUUCUUUGAAGGACCGUUUAGCGGAGCUUCAGAAAGUGUUGGAUGUUUUGAGCGAAAAAAUGAAUGUGGCUUUAGCUGAGAAACAAAAAUGUCAAGAAGAAGCAGAUGCGACUGCAUUCGUUAUAGACUUAGCAAAUCGAUUGAUAAAUGGUCUAGCGUCUGAGAAUAUUCGUUGGGCUGAAACUGUACAACUACUAAAGGAAUCCGGAAUUACGCUACCAGGCAACGUAUUACUUAUCACAGCAUUCCUUUCUUAUAUGGGAUGUUUUACAAAAAAAUAUAGAAUAGAUCUUAUGAAUUUAUAUUGGUUACCGUUUCUCAACAAUCUGCAAGUGCCAAUACUGUAUACGCCAAAUUUGGAUCCAUUGUCAUCAAUAACUGACGAUGCAAUAAUUGCCCAAUGGAAUAACGAAGGUUUACCUACAGACAGAAUGUCUUCGGAAAAUGCCACGAUACUUAUAAAUUCGUCUAGGUGGCCACUAAUGAUUGAUCCGCAAUUACAAGGAAUCAAAUGGAUAAAAAACAAAUACGGAGAGAAUUUGAUAGUGCUACGUUUAACUCAAAAGUAUUAUCUUGACAAAAUUGAACACGCUAUCGCCAAUGGAGACAUAGUACUUCUGGAAAAUAUCACGGAAACUAUCGAUGCUGUUUUAGAUCCAAUCGUAGGUCGGGUUUUAAUAAAGAAGGGAAGGGCUAUCAAGGUGGGAGACAAAGAGGUGGAUUAUAACCCACGCUUUCGUCUGAUCUUACAAACAAAACUGGCGAAUCCUCACUAUAAGCCAGAAAUGCAAGCUCAGACUACACUCAUCAAUUUUACGGUUACGAUAGACGGUUUGGAAGAGCAGCUAUUAGGUGCCGUCGUGAAAGCGGAGCGUCCGGAUUUGGAGUCGAGCAAAGCCAAGCUCACGACUCAGCAGAACACGUUCAAGAUCACGUUAAAAAUGUUGGAAGAUGAUCUGUUGCAUAGAUUGGCGACGGCAGGUCCCGAUAUUUUGACUGAUGUCGCUCUUGUGGAAAAUCUCGAAACUACGAAGAAGACUGCCAGUGAGAUCGAGGUAAAGGCAAUCGAGGCGAAGAUGACUGCCAUAAAGAUAGACGAGGCGCGAGAGUCCUACCGACCAGUGGCAUCCAGAGCCAGCCUCCUCUACUUCAUCCUUAACGAUCUCUACAAGAUCAACAUGCUGUAUCAGUUUUCUCUCAAGGCAUUCAACACGGUCUUUGAAAACGCUAUUAAAUUUGCGGAGUCGGCAGAUGCCUUUACUAAACGCGUCGCCAAUUUAAUCGACAGCGUUACGUAUUUGAUUUUUACAUAUACCAGUAGAGGAUUGUUCGAGAGCGACAAGCUCAUAUUUUUGUGCCAGCUAACUCUUCAGAUUCUAAUGCAAAUGAAAGAGAUAGAUCCAUUAGAAGUGGAUUUCCUCUUGCGAUUCCCUUAUCUCCCUGAUGUCAUGAGUCCGGUGGAUUUUCUGAGUAACAUUGGCUGGGGUGGCAUCAAAUAUCUGAGCGGAAUGGAAAAUUUUCACAAUUUAGACCGCGAUAUAGAUGGAGCUGCAAAGAGAUGGAGAAAAUUCGUCGAAUCGGAAACACCUGAGAGAGAAAAAUUCCCCCAGGAAUGGAAAAAUAAAACAACCUUUCAAAGACUUUGUAUAUUGAGAUGUGUGAGAGUUGAUCGAAUGGUUUACGCUAUACGAUACUUCGUGGAAGAGAAACUGGGAGCAAAAUUCUUAGAGUUUCGAAUGAAACCCUUUGAAAAAUCGUACGAAGAAAUGAAUGCGAGCACGCCAGUAUUUUUUAUUUUAUCUCCAGGAGUCGAUCCUCUAAAAGAUGUUGAGAAACUCGGUAAACAGCUCGGCUUUACAUUCGACGCACAAAAUUUCCACAAUAUAUCAUUAGGACAAGGUCAGGAACCUAUCGCGGAGGAGAUGAUAGAAGUCUCAGCGCGCAAAGGUCAUUGGGUUAUACUUCAGAACAUCCAUCUAGUGAAGAACUGGUUGCCAAAUUUGGAAAAGAAGAUAGAACAACUCUCGGAAGAGUCACAUAAAGAUUAUCGGCUUUAUGUUAGUGCAGAACCAAGUCCCGAUCCUCACACAUCGAUAAUACCACAAGGUAUAUUAGAAUCAGCCAUAAAAAUUACCAACGAACCACCAACGGGUAUGCGCGCCAACAUUCACAAAGCUUUGGACAACUUUAGCCAGGAUAUAUUGGAAUCUUGCUCCAAGGAAACUGAGUUCAAAGCUAUUCUUUUCACUCUGUGUUAUUAUCAUGCUGCCGUGGCAGAGCGUAGAAAAUUUGGGGCACAAGGAUGGAAUGGGUUGUAUCCCUUCAAUGUUGGCGACUUGACUAUCAGUGCAUCAGUACUGUUGAAUUAUCUCGAGAGCAAUACUAAGAUACCUUGGGAAAAUUUACGCUAUUUAUUUGGCGAAAUCAUGUAUGGCGGUCAUAUAACCGAUGAUUGGGACAGAAGAUUAUGCCGAACAUAUCUCUUAGAGUACCUGCAACCAGAGUUGGUUGAGGGUGAAUUAUAUUUGGCUCCGGGUUUUAUAGUGCCACCCAGUACCGAUUAUACGGGCUAUCAUCAAUAUGUAGAAGAUUAUUUGCCGCCGGAGAGUCCUAUCCUAUACGGCCUUCAUCCGAACGCGGAGAUUGGAUUUCUCACAAAUACGACAGAAAACUUGUUUAAAACAAUUUGGGGGAUGCAACCACGGGAUAGUAUCGACAUUAGCGGACUGUUAUCGAAAGAAGAGAAGGUGAAAGUUAUAAUAGAGGAUAUACUGGAUAAGCUUCCCGAAGAGUUUAAUAUACAAGACUUGAUGAACAAGACGGAAGAUCGUAGUCCUUUCGUUAUAGUCGCUUUCCAAGAAUGCGAACAUAUGAACAUACUGUGUAAGGAACUAAAAAGAUCUCUAGAAGAAUUAGAUCUCGGCUUAAAGGGCGAGCUCACGAUUAGCGCGGAUAUGGAAGAUUUGCAAAAUUACUUGUUCAUGGAGUCUGUACCACCAUCCUGGACCAUACGCGCCUAUCCCUCCACUCUCGGAUUAUCGAGUUGGUUUGCGGACUUGUUCAAUCGAAUAACCGAGCUGUCGAAUUGGACGGUAGCUUUUAAUUUGCCACCGACGAUCUGGCUGGGUGGUUUUUUCAAUCCGCAGUCCUUACUUACCGCCAUCAUGCAGCAAACCGCUCGUAAAAACGAGUGGCCCCUGGACAAAAUGUGCCUGUAUUGCGACGUAACCAGAAAGCAGAAGGAAGAAUUUACGAUACCACCGCGCGAGGGUGUCUAUAUCAACGGUUUGUACAUGGAGGGUGCGCGAUGGGAGAUUGCGACCGGUUGCAUUGCAGAUUCGCGAUUGAAGGAGCUAUUUUUUUCGAUGCCGAUCGUGUUCGUAAAGGCAAUCACACAGGAUAAGCAAGAAACUAAGAAUGUAUACGAAUGUCCGAUCUACAGAACCAGAAAGCGCGGUCCAACAUACAUCUGGACGUUCAAUUUGAAGACUCGUGAUAAGCCGUCUAAGUGGACUUUGGCCGGCGUCGCGAUUCUCUUGCAGAUUUAA
Molecule: messenger RNA, 13636 nt
Organism: Atta colombica
Lineage: Eukaryota; Metazoa; Arthropoda; Insecta; Hymenoptera; Formicidae
Product: dynein heavy chain 9, axonemal
Exons: 65
Coding region: 8-13636 (4542 amino acids)
Biological process (GO): microtubule-based movement
Cellular component (GO): dynein complex
Molecular function (GO): dynein light intermediate chain binding; dynein intermediate chain binding; ATP binding
Source: RefSeq, a predicted model, not a curated record